Mya arenaria is the source of this 1028-nucleotide messenger RNA. RefSeq names its product LDL receptor repeat-containing protein egg-2-like. The transcript has 8 exons. Gene Ontology annotation, molecular function: protein binding. The record is from RefSeq and is a predicted model, not a curated record. NCBI's taxonomy places the organism in Eukaryota, Metazoa, Mollusca, Bivalvia, Myida, Myidae. The coding region runs from base 23 to 793 and encodes 256 amino acids.
GAUUUUACUCUCCGCCGAAAAGAUGUCUCCGCUCGUUUUGUUCGUAGUUGUGUCAUUGGUUACGACCGCCCUGGCCCAUCCGAACCAUCAAGUGAAUCAGAGGAAAAAGACAAUGCCGCAAAAGAAGCCAAUGAAGAUGCCUCCUCAAAUGCCAAUUUCGAUAAGGCCUGACGAGUGUGAAGGACAGUUUGUAUGUGCUGGUGGUAGUCAGUUCUCCCAUCCAGAGUGUAUUGCUGGACCCUUGGUAUGUGACGGCAGGCCAGAUUGCUCUGGUGGCCAGGAUGAAACUAACUGUCCACCAACCUGCAGUCCAAAUCAAAUCUUGUGCUCGGAUAAAAUGACGUGCGGAACUAGAUGCGACAAGAUCCCUGACUGCCCGCUGGCUGAGGACGAAAAGUCAUGUCCAAAACCAUGCUUCUGUGACAGCGGGCUGUUCCUGUGCAAGGAUGGGGAAACCUGCCUGCCGAUGUCGAAGAUAUGUAAUGGUGAAAAUGACUGUCCCGGUGGUGAGGAUGAAGCGGACUGCUCGCCAGAAUGCCUUUGCGGUGAAACGAAGUAUCUGUGUGAGGGAGGAAAAUGCAUUGACCGUGAGCUGCUCUGUAAUGGUGUGAACGACUGUGAGCUUGGCGAUGAUGAAGACGAGUGUCCUGACGGUUGCAAGUGCAAUGAAAAGGAAUAUCUGUGUCUUGGAGGGGAAAAGUGCGUCCCACAGACUGCGUUAUGUGAGGAGACUGCUGGACCUGCUGAUUGUCCGUUUGGCGAUGACGACAUGUGUGGACAACCCGCUCGUUGAGAACAUAUAUUUUUAUAGUACAUCUCAUUCUGAUUUGUGACGAUUCUUACGAAUCCGAUUUACUUCACUCAGAAAUAAACCUUAUUAUAAAAUAAACUGUUGAUCUUUUUUGAACCUGUAUGAACUAUUGAUUUCUGUAAGACCACUAGUUUGUAGAGUUUUAUUCUUACUUCAAUGUUCUUUUUUUAAAAACUCAUGGUUUGUAAAAUGCAUUACUGCUUUUUAAUUAUGAAAU